AUGGAUAUUCGUGAUCUCAAGUUUCCCGAUCAGUCCUUUGAUGUGGUGAUUGAUAAAGGUACCAUGGAUGCUCUCAUGUGCGAUCGGGGUGACGUAUGGGAUCCAUCACCAGAGUUGAUUGCCGAUGUGAAGGGCGAGGUAGAUGAGGUGGAACGCGUGACCAAAGUUGGAGGUGUCUUUCUCUACAUCACAUUUGGACAACCCCAUUUCAGGAAACGACAUUUAGCUAGAGAUUGCUGGGAUAUCGAGAUUAAGACAUUAGGCGAAGCAUUCCAUUACUUUUUUUAUAUCAUGCGCAAGAAAUCAGCAUAA
Lichtheimia ornata is the source of this 312-nucleotide messenger RNA. RefSeq lists its product as uncharacterized. The record is from RefSeq and is a predicted model, not a curated record. Bases 1 to 312 code for a protein of 103 amino acids. Lineage: Eukaryota; Fungi; Mucoromycota; Mucoromycetes; Mucorales; Lichtheimiaceae. The transcript is spliced from 2 exons.